This is a messenger RNA of Salvia splendens (bonfire salvia), 1916 nucleotides long. RefSeq names its product serine/arginine-rich splicing factor SC35-like. The record is from RefSeq and is a predicted model, not a curated record. NCBI's taxonomy places the organism in Eukaryota, Viridiplantae, Streptophyta, Magnoliopsida, Lamiales, Lamiaceae. Gene Ontology annotation, molecular function: RNA binding. The transcript has 8 exons. The coding region runs from base 145 to 930 and encodes 261 amino acids.
UGGUCCGAACAUGCUACAUGAAGAAAUGAUCUAGCGAAUUCUAUCGCUAGAAAGGCUCCAAAUUUCCCUCAAAAACAGACGGAAAAACAAUAAGGCUCCAAAUUACAAACCCUAAUUCUUCUAUCUUCGUUACCGAUCGAAGAAAUGUCGCACUUUGGAAGAUCUGGGCCGCCGGAUAUCAGAGACACAUUCUCUCUCCUCGUCCUCAACAUCACUUUCCGUACUUCAGCUGAUGACUUGUUCCCCCUAUUUGACAAGUACGGCAAGGUGGUCGAUGUGUUCAUUCCUCGAGACCGGAGAACUGGAGACUCCAGGGGUUUUGCUUUUGUGCGAUAUAAGUAUCAAGACGAGGCUAAAAAAGCUGUUGAGAAGCUAGAUGGAAGAGUUGUUGAUGGGCGAGAAAUAAUGGUUCAAUUUGCAAAGUAUGGACCCAAUGCUGAGCGAAUUGAUAAAGGUAGAAUUGAGGAACCUGUUUACAAGUCUAACGGCAGGUCAAGAAGCCGCAGUCCUCGUCCAAGGGGUGAUGACAGGGAUCGGGAUUACAGGAGGAGCAGCCACAGUGGCAGAGGAAGAAGUGAGCGCGAGUCUCAUCGUGGCAGGCACAGGGAUUCUCGCUAUCGAAGCAGGAGCCGGUCUCGGAGCCGAAACCGUAGUGUAAGUCCUGGCUAUCGCAGAGAACGUGGUAGAGGAAAAUAUGAUGAUGGUGAGAGACGUAGAAGAAGUCGUUCUUAUGGAAGUGCAUCUCCUGUUCGUCGAAGUCUCAGUCCUCGGAGAACUCCUUCCCCAAACAAAUCACCUCCAUCCAGGGAAGGAAGUCCUGAUGUUCGUAGUGCCAAAAUCGAACGAUCUGCCAGCCCCCCUAAGAGUCUCUCUCCUCGUGGCCGUCGUGAUUCUCGAAGCCCGUCUCCACGUGAUGAGGCUGAUGAAUAAUGGAUUGGCAGCAUCUGCUUUCUUGAGUAAUUUGACCUAUCAUCAUAUGGUGGUUGCUAUCAAUGCUUUUCUGGAAGAUCUUUCAUCAGUUUGAAUACCUAUGCGUUGUACUAGACUUGUUUUGUUGUUUUACGUUAGAUUCUGCUCCAGACUAAUGGUUUGGUAUCAGUCUAAACUCUAUUAUCUUUCUUAGGUGGAUUGAGCUUUAUUUGGUAGAUUUCCAUUUCCUAAUUUGAAUGUGUGCCAUUGAACAUCUCACUCAUAUGAAGUCUUUAUUUGCCUUCUAUAGUUUGUGAACGUGAGGUAGUUGCUGAUUGGCAAGAUGAUGCAGCAGUUAUCGAUGCUGUUUUUAGAUGAUGCCGUAGGUGUUGAUGCUGCUUUUACAUUGCUGUUGAUUGUUAUGAUUUCUUGCUGGUGAUGAUGAUAUAAGGUUUGUGUACAGCUCUCUGAGCAUGUCAUUAUCUGUGAGGAUAAUAGGUAUAUAUGCUUGUUAUUCUAUAAUCACUUUUGACUUCCCAUUAUAAUCUCUAACAUCACUUCUUUGUGGGAUUUGAUUUUGCUGAUAACAUUGUAAGACUUCUCGACGAUGGUAAGAUGUGAACUUGCUAGGUUAUUCACAAUUUUUGCUCUUUCAAAUUUGUGCUUUGGAGAUUUUGAUUCAUUGGUUGUGAACAUUACCUCACUUUGUGCUGAUAUUGGUUACUUUGUUACAGCACAUGAGAUUGUGGCUGUAGCUGUGAGGUACCGGUUGUAGAUCGAUUGUUGCUGAUAGCUAUAAAAGCUGAUGCUUCUUUUUGAUGAAUGGUUUUAGUAGCUGUGUUGCAGUUGGAAUGGCAUCCAAUCCUUAUUUGUUUACCUCACCUUUUUUGUUGUUCCAUUGUGUACAUAAAUUAGUCUUAUCUCAGCCCAAUUUUUUAUUGCAAGCUUUUUGUGUGAUAUGAAUACUCCUUUUGGUUUCUUUUCUAUUUGAUUAAUCAUUGGAUAAA